Coffea eugenioides is the source of this 1335-nucleotide messenger RNA. RefSeq names its product DUF21 domain-containing protein At2g14520-like. Bases 1 to 1335 code for a protein of 444 amino acids. Gene Ontology annotation, cellular component: intracellular membrane-bounded organelle. The transcript has 12 exons. NCBI's taxonomy places the organism in Eukaryota, Viridiplantae, Streptophyta, Magnoliopsida, Gentianales, Rubiaceae. The record is from RefSeq and is a predicted model, not a curated record. Gene Ontology annotation, biological process: magnesium ion homeostasis.
AUGAGAAGUUUGGAUUAUUUCAUUAUUUUAAUGUUGUUUGCUGGAUUGAUGAAUGGCCUUACAUUGGGGUACAUGUCUAUGGAUCUAGUUGAUCUUGAAGUUCUUGUGAAGUCUGGUGUAUCCAAGAGUCGUCUCUACGCCAGAAGGAUAUUGUCUCUUGUCAAGAGACGCCAUCUGUUGCUCUGCACACUUUUAAUCAGCAAAGCCUUUGCUGUGGAGGCACUUCCUAUUUUUCUUCAUCAUUUGAUCCCAGAAACAGCUACAAUACUUAUUUCUUCAGCACUAAUACUUAUUUUUAGUGAGAUUAUACCACAUUCUGUGUGUUCCAAGCAUGGUUUGGUGGCCGGUGCAGCUAUGGCUCCUGCUGUCCAUUUACUUGUCUGGAUUUGCUUUCCUGCUGCAUAUCCUAUCAGCAAGCUAUUAGACUUUCUGCUAGGAAGAGGGCGUAUUGCGCUGUAUCGUCGGGCUGAGUUGAAAACACUGGUUGACUUGCAUGGAAAUCAGGCUGGGAAAGGUGGUGACUUAUCACAUCAUGAGGUAUCAAUUAUCAAAGGCGCACUUGAACUCACUGAAAAAACAGCCCAAGAUGCAAUGACACCUGCAUCUGAAAUUUUUUCAAUUGACAUCAACGCAAAACUUGACAGGGAUUUGUUAAACUUUAUCCUUGUAAAGGGACAUAGCAGGGUGCCAGUAUACCAUGACCAUCCAAGCCAUAUCAUAGGACUUAUUCUGGUGACAAACUUACUUACUAUGAAUCCAGCAGAGGAAGUAACAGUAAAGAACAUCACGAUCCGCUCUAUUCCAAGGGUGCCAGAAACAAUGCUGUUAGUUGAAUUAUUGAAUCAGUUUCAGAGAGGGCUAAGCCACAUGGCUGUAGUCACUAGACCACAAACUGGGAAGUUCGAGAAGCCGGCUUUUAGACCCCCUGAUAAUGAAAGAGAAAUAAGGUUGGAAGCUCAUGGUCAAAGCCUUCUGGGGGAAAGAAGCUUCAAAAGAUCACUGAGGAUGCUGAAGACUCUGCCUGGAAAUGACAAUGUUUCCAGAAGAAGAAACUCAAGGAGUAGGAGAUGGUCUGGAGAAUCACACCCAGAGAUCUUGAAUAUAAGUGAUAACCCUCUUUUGACAGUCCCUCAAGAAGAGGAAGUCGUUGGUAUAAUUACCAUGGAAGAUGUCAUUGAGGAGUUACUGAAAGAGGACAUCUAUGAUGAAAUGGAUCAUCAUGGCUCAUCUCGCUCAGGUUUCGGCAGCUCCUCACAAAGGAUUUUAAACGAUCAGGAAGCAAGAUAUGGGAGCACUGAAUUUAGUGAUAGAAGUACAAUCAAAUUACUUCCCUAG